Messenger RNA from Tribolium madens (black flour beetle), 1492 nucleotides. RefSeq names its product protein-L-histidine N-pros-methyltransferase. The coding region runs from base 227 to 1186 and encodes 319 amino acids. Gene Ontology annotation, molecular function: protein-L-histidine N-pros-methyltransferase activity. The record is from RefSeq and is a predicted model, not a curated record. The transcript has 5 exons. Lineage: Eukaryota; Metazoa; Arthropoda; Insecta; Coleoptera; Tenebrionidae.
CUCACCUAUGAAUGAUUUUAUAACUGUCAAAAGUGAAAGCAAAUACGCUUUAAAACCGUUCCUACGUGUCCAUUUUCCUGACCCUAGCAUACGUUUAUUGUGAUUUUACUAAAACUACCCAUUUUUGUAGUUUUCGAGACAAUUCAGUGCGUAAAUUUGUGAAUUUGUGCCGCAUAACCUCACUUCUUCCUGUCAUCAAGCUCAUUGUUUAUUUAAUUCUUCCGCGAUGGUGGACGAUGGUGUUUGUUACAAAAGUUCAUCAGGACCCGAUCAUGAUUUUUGUCUCGAUCAGGACAUAGGGCCUACUUUGAAUUUUAAACCUCGUGGGGGCCUCGCUCGGGCUCUGUACGAGAAGCAGCAAACGGACCACUUCCUAAGUCAGUUUGACAAGAGCCAGUGGUACCACUGCGACUUAUCCAAGAUACCUCUUGACUUGUCAUCGAAAUUCAUCGAAUUGGGACCAGAUGACGAAACCAUCAAAUUUCUUCAACAAUCCGAAGAAAAAUCCGAUUGGAUUCUCACUCAAAUUUGGCACUCGGUCGUCAAAGCCUUCUUGGGCUGGUUCAUGACUCAGACAUCCAUCAAUGGGUGGCUGCAAAGAGGGUCCAUGUUCGUACUCUCGCUCCAACAGUUCCUGAAACUCCUCCGCGUGGAACCCUCCUGGCACAAGGAGUCCCUCCUGGACCUGGGUGCCGGCGACGGCGAGGUCACCACUCACCUCUCGUCCCUCUUCGACAAGACCUACGUGACUGAGGUGUCCACCACCAUGCGAACUCUUCUACAAAACCGGGGCUACUUCCUCCUGGACAUCGACACGUGGCACAAAACCCACAAAUUCGACGUCAUUUCCUGCCUCAACCUCAUCGACCGCUGCGACACCCCCAACCAGCUCCUUGCCCAAAUCAAAACUUCGCUCAAACCAGACGGCCUAGUCCUCCUCGCUGUCGUCCUCCCAUUUUCCGCGUACGUGGAAGCAGGUUCACGUGACCACAAACCAAAAGAGCUACUCCCAAUCGUCGGUACUUGUUUCGAAGAACAAGUGAAAAGUGUAGUGGACGAUGUUUUGACUCCUGCAGGAUACGAAGUCGUAUCCUGGACCAGAGUUCCCUAUUUGUGCGAGGGGGAUUUGCAGCAGUCGUACUAUUGGCUCGACGAUGUUGUUUUUGUUUUGAAAGUAGCCAAUUGAAUGACUGGAAUUUGACAAAACGAGACAUAUCAAAAACUGUACUCUGUGUAUUGUAUGUUACUGGUCUUAGCCCCGCCCGUUGUGAGGGUGGGGCAAUGACAGGUUAGGGCGGUUCUWGUGUCGAGUUUUAUUUAUUAGUAAGCCUAGUCCAWUGCGAUUUUAUUUUGUUAUUACUGAAACAAAGGACUGACAAUAGUGGGUAACUGGGUACCACAUAUCUGCUGCCAAAUAUUGCUGUCAAUUAUAGAUAUUUUCGAAAUGUAAUUUUUCUGAUGACUUUUACAUCAAAUAAAUCUUUUCUCUUUA